GGCGCCUGCGCGGUGGGCGUGAUCCGGGCACUUAGGGCAGGAUGAACGCUGCUUUCCAAGAUGGCGACGGAGGGAGGAGGGAAGGAGAUGAACGAGAUUAAGACCCAAUUCACCACCCGGGAAGGUCUGUACAAGCAGCUGCAGCAUUCGGAGUACAGCCGGCCCAACCGGGUGCCCUUCAACUCGCAGGGAUCCAACCCUGUCCGCGUCUCCUUCGUAAACCUCAACGACCAGUCUGGCAACGGCGACCGCCUCUGCUUCAAUGUGGGCCGGGAGCUCUACUUCUAUAUCUACAAGGGGGUCCGCAAGGCUGCUGACUUGAGUAAACCAAUAGAUAAAAGGAUAUACAAAGGAACACAGCCUACUUGUCAUGACUUCAACCACCUAACAGCCACAGCGGAGAGUGUCUCUCUCCUAGUGGGCUUUUCUGCAGGCCAAGUCCAGCUUAUAGACCCAAUCAAAAAAGAAACUAGCAAACUAUUUAAUGAGGAAAGCUCUUGUCAGCACUUGUGGAAGGUGGAGUGGAAUGAAGGAAGAGAGAAUGAAGGUAGCAAGACCAGUGAGGAGGCCCUAGUGACUGUCCAGAGACUAAUAGACAAGGCACGCGUAACCUGUGUCAAAUGGGUGCCCGGCUCGGAAAGCCUUUUCCUAGUAGCCCAUUCGAGUGGGAACAUGUACUUGUAUAAUGUGGAGCACACUUGUGGCACCACAGCCCCCCACUACCAGCUCCUGAAGCAGGGAGAGAGCUUUGCCGUGCACACUUGCAAGAGCAAAUCCACGAGGAACCCUCUCCUUAAGUGGACGGUGGGCGAGGGGGCCCUCAACGAGUUUGCUUUCUCCCCAGAUGGCAAGUUCUUGGCGUGCGUGAGCCAGGACGGGUUUCUGCGGGUGUUCAACUUCGACUCCGUGGAGCUUCACGGUACGAUGAAAAGCUACUUUGGGGGCUUGCUGUGUGUGUGCUGGAGCCCAGACGGCAAGUACAUUGUGACAGGUGGAGAGGACGACUUGGUGACAGUCUGGUCCUUCGUCGACUGCCGAGUAAUCGCGAGAGGCCACGGGCACAAGUCCUGGGUCAGUGUGGUGGCCUUCGAUCCCUAUACCACCAGCGUAGAAGAGAGCGACCCCAUGGAGUUCAGCGGCAGUGACGAGGACUUCCAGGACCUGCUUCAUUUCGGCAGAGACCGCGCCAACAGUGCGCAGUCGCGGCUGUCCAAGCGGAACUCCACCGACAGCCGCCCCGUCAGCGUGACCUACCGCUUCGGCUCGGUGGGCCAGGACACGCAGCUGUGCCUGUGGGACCUCACGGAGGACAUCCUCUUCCCCCACCAGCCGCUCUCGAGGGCAAGGACACACACCAAUGUCAUGAAUGCCACAAGUCCUCCCGCAGGGAGCAACGGGAACAGCGUCACGACGCCCGGGAACUCCGUGCCGCCGCCCCUGCCUCGGUCCAACAGCCUCCCCCACUCGGCUGUCUCGAACGCCGGCAGCAAGAGCAGCGUCAUGGACGGGGCCGUCGCGUCCGGGGUCAGCAAGUUCGCGACCCUCUCACUGCACGACCGGAAGGAGAGGCACCACGAGAAAGACCACAAGCGGAACCACAGCAUGGGGCACAUUUCCAGCAAGAGCAGUGACAAACUGAAUCUAGUUACAAAAACCAAAACGGACCCCGCCAAAACUCUGGGAACACCCUUGUGCCCUCGGAUGGAAGAUGUUCCCUUGUUAGAGCCGCUGAUCUGUAAAAAGAUAGCACACGAGAGACUGACUGUGUUAAUUUUUCUUGAAGACUGUAUAGUCACUGCUUGUCAGGAGGGAUUUAUUUGCACAUGGGGAAGGCCUGGUAAAGUGCUGUCCCUUGUCACUGUCACAGCGGAGACUCGUGUGGCACCCCAGCGUCCCUGUGCCCUCCGUGUACUGCCGUUAAAUGGACCUGUGUGGACGCACUGGAGGUGUAGACCAUCUCCGGGCACCAAGGAGGAAAAACGAGUGCCGCAAGGUAAGGGCCGUUUCUGCGCAGGGAACGAGCAGCCGCAGGGCCGCCGCCUCUGACCAUCAGGGGCUCGUGGCGGGAGACGCGAGCGCUGGUUCCAGCCGGGGAGGGCGGGCUCGCUCGGCUGAGCGGGGAGGCUGCUGCGUGCUGACUGCGACGCCCAGCCUGCAGGGGCUCGGCCCUCGUGGCGCAGGUGUCCGCGAGCGCUGCUCUCGGCACAGCCGGCCCACCGCAGAGGUGACGCAGCCCUGAGCCCCCACCGGCUGUCAGUCCCCGCUGUGCCCUGCCUGCUGCCCCUCCGCUGUCCUCCACGUGCACCGUCCACGGCCCGCAGGGUCAGGCAGCGCACGGGGCGCUUCCCCAGCACUGGAAGUGUAAGCCCUGAAGACAGCCGCAGGGCACAUCCUUGUUUUUUGUACCCCGAGCUGUCCCUUGGGGCGUGGCACCUACGGGAGAGAGUGGUGGGCACCACCUCCGAGGGCUUCCAGGGCCUCUGCAGUAGCCGCUCCUUCGAGGUGGCAGCCGCAGCAGCCCCUCCUUCCUGUCCCAGAGCGGGCAGCCGCUGGGCAGAUGCUUUCUCCACGGGCAGCCUUAGCCAGCGCGCUUUUCCCAGAUGGCUCGAGUGUGGCUCUUCCUCGGCAGAGACCGGGUUCGGGCCUCUCACUGGGCAGGCCCCGACUCCCGAGUGUGACCCGGCUCCCUGGGGUCGGGGCUGCAGUGUGCACCUGGCCAUGAAGGGCGGCUCCUCGGGUCGAGCGGGGUGGGCGCCGCCUGCUGGUGUUGCUCUUCGCCCAGGGUCUGCUUGUCACAGCCGCUGGCUUCUCUGGGAUGAGUGGCACAGCGUGCGCCGGGCCGAGCCGGGCGAGGGCUCGAGCUGAGACCUCAGUGACACGCUCCCAGCGGCCGCUGCCCUCCCUCCCGCCCAGGGAAGCGCCGGGUCCGUCUGUAGCACCAGGGCAGGAGGCACGUCUGCCCACAGCUGUCCCCUCAGACAUCUGCGGAGCUCAGGCUGCGCGGCUGGGUGGGGAAGCCGCCGGGACCUGGAGACAGGAGGCUGGUGCAUCCUCGGGGGCCCCGGGCCCGUCCUGCUGCCGUGUUCCUGCGCCCGCUGGGUCCCCAGGGUGGGGGCGGGGACACAGUCCUGCACUGUGGAUUGUUCUUAAACCAGAAUGCUGCGCUUCCCGCCCGUUCCAGGGACAGCCUCGCUCCUGUUGCUCAGCGCUGGAAAGCCCGGCCCCGCCCGGGGAGCUGGCGCGGAGUCACUCGGCCGGAGUGCGGUCCCCCACGGGGAAGACAGCCACUGCCAUUACAGCCCAGGGCUGUCCCCAUCCCGACAGGUGUCCCCGGGCGGACAGCAGGCCACUGGAUGCCCCAGGGAAACCUGCCUGCCUGGUGCCCCGAAAGCCCUUUGUGGCCAGCUGCCCGGAGCCGGGGCACAGAUGGGCAUCGGGACACAGGUGCCCAGGCCACUGGCAACAGGAGCAGAUCUGCCCCAUCAUGUCGGUGAAGAGGACAGCCGUGUCCCUGCUGCUCCUCGCCACCUGAGACGGGGCAAGGCCACCAUCACAGGGUGACCGCAGGGGCGCAGCUCGGGGCAGAGCACUUGCUUGCUGGCGCUGGCAACCCAGGGCCUGAGCACCAAGGGAAGGGAGCGAAAGGGGACUCUGGAGGGCAUUUUCCCAGCGCCUCCACCCUUCACAGUAGCAAAGCCGUUCCAUCUCCAAGGCCUGAGCGCGGGCCGAGGUCAGCGUUCGUGACCGUAACCGGGCCGCGUGGUCCUCAGCAAGCCCCGCCCGUCACACCGGUGACCAGCCUGGGGCCCCUCGGGGUGUCCAGGGAUCGUGUGGUCCUUGUCCUGGCCACACAGCCCCUCGCUCAGUGCAGGCCCUGCCCGCCCCGCCCCUGCCUCGGCCUUGGGCCUCUGGCAGCACUUGGGGCUCCCCGUGAGGCCAGGGAGCUAAGGGUGUGUUUGCCCCAAUUUCCUGAAUAUGGACUGCGGGAGGCUGCGCGGGUGAGCAGACAGGACGGGCCUUCGGCUGGGCCAGCAGAGAGGAAGAACCAGGCCUUCGCUGGGCCUGCAGCCUUCGGCCAGGUGACUCCACUGACAGCAGGACCCAGAGCCUGGUACCCGGGUCAGUGUGGUGGUGCUGACCCCUCCCUCCUACAAGGCAGGGGUCAUGCUCGGAGGGCCGGAGGGGCCGGAAGGUGGCCACAAGCCACCUAGACGACAUCAGAACCCAGCUGCACAGCAGACCUCAAGGCUGGUUACAGAAAAGACCACCCGCCUUACACAGGUUACGCGCCAGAGUAAUUCAAGAUAUAUUCAGCUAGGUGUUUUUGUUUUUUCUGGUGCUGGGAAUUGAACUCAGGACCUUGCCCUUGCCAGGCAGGUGCGGUACCACUGAGCUAUAUCCCCGGCCCCUCAACUAAGUGAAAAACUAAAGUAAUUUCCUCCUGUUUUUUAAGUUGGUGACGGUGCCACCAGGAACCUGCAGACUUCUUGGCUGGUGUCACCUUCCCACGGUGGCCGACCCAGCUCCUGAGGCGCCUCGAGGCAUGCGGAGUUGCUGGGAUCCCGAGGCUCUGGCCCAGUCUGCGUCCGUUCGUCCAGCCAUGCGUGGGCAGGGCAGAAUCAGAGCAGGCACUGUUGCCUUGGGGAGCUGACGGACUCCUGUAGAUGCGGAGGGGACAGCUGCUUCCCAGCUCUCCAGAGAGGCUGAGGCGAGGCAGAGGGCACUGCAGUGGUCACCCUGAGUGCAGGCCUGCGGUGUCCGCCUGGAGCUGCGGCAGCGCUCGGGGCCGCAGUCUGUGUCUGGGGCUGGACGUCUGCAGUGCUGCCCACAGCUGUCCUGAGACAGUGUGACUGGCGCCGCUCGGGCCGAAGGACUCAGGCCGCCCAUGUUGCGCUUGUGGUCCAGCUACGCACCCACCCGAAGCCCCCACAGCAGCGGCGCCGUCCUGACCCGGUCCCUUUGUGCGCCUGCUGGAGGCCACUGGCACUGGGGCUUCCCCUCCCACAGGAAACCAAGAGCCGCUGGCAAGAAAUGCUUCUCUGGAAGUGCCACUAGACAGGGCGACAGUGCCCAGGGCGGUGGUCGGGGAGGUUGUAGGCAGAGCUGGGGGCGCUCUGACCUCCCAGGGAAGUCCCAAGGAACCCAGGCUCCUCGGCCCCACGGCCCUGCGCCUUGACAGAGGUGAGGCCCACAGGCGGCCCCACGCGGCAGUAAGGCCCAGGCCGGGGGUGGACAGACAGGAGGACGCUGGAAACCCCCGCCGCAGCCUGGGACUGGCGUCCUGCCCCGGUGUUGCUGGAUUAAUGGAAACUGCUUUGUUUGCAGGGCGUAUUGUCAUCCCCCAGCCAGGACAGUUCUCCGGGCGGCACUGUAGUGUAGCGACCCCGCUGCGGCUCAGACACCUCCUGGGCGCGCCUGGACUGCAGGAGCGACGGCAACGGAGCCAGGAGCUGCGCGGAGCCGGCGGGCGGCCGGCCGGCCGGGCAGUGUGCAUGGGCCGGGCCGGGCACCAGGCUGGGUGCCGCUCGCCCGGAGAUGCUGCUUCCGUUUCUAACUUGGUCUCUUGAGGCUGCAGUGAAAAAUAAGAAACGGAGAGUUCUUGCAUUUUACUCUAAAAUUCAGUGUACCGAGGUCGCAUAUAUAAUACACACACGUACACACAGUGAGAGAGAAAAUGUUCCGGGCACAGGAAGUCCUCAGCUGCUGCAACAUCCUGCACUGCUCCGACACUGAUGCUUUUGUAUCUCGGCGGUCAGCGACGCCGGGGACGCACUCGCAAGAGCGUUGCUUUCUGACUCAGAUAUGUAAUUCAGGAAGACAGAUGCUGCAAUUUUAAAAAAGUAUUUGCACUUAAAAUAGUUUAAUGCUGAUAGCGAAAGACUUUAAAUAUGGACAGAGAGAACCCUGAACCUCACAGGCAGGGCAUGAAGAGCCCUUUUUAUGUUAGCAUUUAUUUUAAUACAAUUAUUGUUUCCAAUGCAAUCAACUGUGUAUUACAUGUAUAAAAAAAUGUACUAAUGCAGUUGGGGAAACAGAUACUUCCCCAGUAAUUUUUACUAUAUAAGAGUGGUAUUUCUAAUUCACAGAAACAUUAAUAUUAAAACUACCUUGAACACA
Messenger RNA from Chinchilla lanigera (long-tailed chinchilla), 6117 nucleotides. It is a transcript of the gene Wdr20, whose product is annotated as WD repeat domain 20. The coding region runs from base 61 to 2046 and encodes 661 amino acids. Gene Ontology annotation, molecular function: protein binding. The transcript is spliced from 5 exons. Lineage: Eukaryota; Metazoa; Chordata; Mammalia; Rodentia; Chinchillidae. The record is from RefSeq and is a predicted model, not a curated record.